AUGGCCGAGUCUCGUUUCGAGUCGGAGCAAUACACGUCGGAAGCGUUCGUCGAAAGCGCAGGCGGCGUCUUAUUCCGCCUAUCUUCUCGUGAGAUCUGUGUACUUCAUCUUUUGAAUCGUGACGAGUAUGUGUUGGCCAAAGGACGACGCAAUUGCGGAGAAGCUCGCCAUGAAACCGCCCUACGCGAGGUCACCGAAGAGACAGGCUUUACUUGUCGCCUCCUUCCGGUAAAUAUGCAUACUCGCGCCCCGCCAGCUGUGGAAACCGAGCAGUUGGACGACCAAGCUCGUUUUUACACGAAUCUUUGCGAACCGUUUACCUUGCAAAUCCGCCGCCUUGGGGAAAACCAAGUGAAGCUUAUUUGGUGGUUCGUCGCCGUUCUGGAUGAGGAGACAUCGCCAAAGGAAACGAUGGAGAAGGAAAGAUAUGCGGUCGAGUUUUAUAGCUAUACGGACGUUCUGGACAAGCUAACGUUUCAGUUGGAUCGGGAUAUGGUUAAAAAGGCUAUCGAGCUCGUAGAGAAUACCUAUAAGGAGUGA
This is a messenger RNA of Trichoderma atroviride IMI 206040, 540 nucleotides long. RefSeq lists its product as uncharacterized. The record is from RefSeq and is a predicted model, not a curated record. Gene Ontology annotation, molecular function: bis(5'-nucleosyl)-tetraphosphatase (asymmetrical) activity. NCBI's taxonomy places the organism in Eukaryota, Fungi, Ascomycota, Sordariomycetes, Hypocreales, Hypocreaceae. Gene Ontology annotation, biological process: ATP biosynthetic process; AMP biosynthetic process.